Molecule: messenger RNA, 519 nt
Organism: Ilyonectria robusta
Lineage: Eukaryota; Fungi; Ascomycota; Sordariomycetes; Hypocreales; Nectriaceae
Exons: 1
Coding region: 1-519 (172 amino acids)
Molecular function (GO): protein binding
Source: RefSeq, a predicted model, not a curated record
AUGAACAACCUUGCAUCUACGCUAGGCGAUCAAGGGAAACUGGAUGAAGCAGCAUUGAUGAGGAGGGAGGUUCUUGAGAAAAUGCAGCGGAUUCUUGGCGAUGAGCAUCCAGAUACCAUCUCGGCGAUGAACAACCUUGCACUUACGCUAGGCGAUCAAGGGAAACUGGAUGAAGCAGCAUUGAUGAUGAGGGAGGUUCUUGAGAAAAUGCAGCGGAUUCUUGGCGAUGAGCAUCCAGAUACCAUCUCGGCUAUGAACAACCUUGCAUCUAAGCUAGGCGAUCAAGGGAAACUGGAUGAAGCAGCAUUGAUGAUGAGGGAGGUUCUUGAGAAAAGGCAGCGGAUUCUUGGCGAUGAGCAUCCUUCUACAAUUCGGGCGGCAGGAUAUCUGCGUCUUAUUCGAUCUGCCCUCAAUACUGAGCCAUCCGAUACUUCGACAACAAAAAAACAACCGCUUCUCAAGAAGGUAACUGGGAAGUUGCGAAGGUUUCGAGAUUCGUUUCGAUUCCCCCAAUCGUAA